AUGAUGGUCGGGAGAAACUUGAGCGGCGGAGCUGCUGCAGCAUGCCUUCUGGUUCCGCUGCUCAUCCUCGUCGUGCUCAAGACCGAUUGCGUGCCGCAGAUUACUCGCCUUAGAGAGACCAGCAUUGCCCAAGUUUCAGACUUUUUUGUUUCCAUACGACCAUAUGGCCAGGUUCCACUAUCACAAGAUAACAGAACAGCAAGUAACCAAGUUCACCAUCCAGGUGAAGUUUGGGAUGAAACGGUUCACAAGGUUUUACCUUCAGGCUUAGCGAGCCAAAGAACAUGGCAGCAGCAGCAACCACUCGACGCGGUCAAGUUAAAAGUUGCGGAUGAUUCGGUCGCCGAAGCACCACCAUCUCCCGCAUCAAAAGACGAGAUCGCCGGCGAUGGCGGCGUCAAUGAGAUCAAAGAUCUCAAACAUGAAAAGGAAUUUCUUGCCAUGGACGGGGGAAUAAAUGGUUCUUUGGGGAAAAAAAAAGCAGAUGUGGCAGCACCAAGAAGCAAGUUAAGCUGCAACUUCAGCGGCGAGCGCAUGGACAUCUGCGCCAUGGAAGGCGACGUCCGUAUGCACGGCAAAUCCGCCACCGUCUACUUAGUCGCAGCCUCCGACGACAGUUACCAGCCGGAGAACGGGACGGUAACGAUCCGCCCGUACCCGCGCAAGUGGGAGAUACCGACAAUGGAGAUGAUCAGGGAGCUGACCAUCCACUCGGGCGACACGGGCACCGUGCCAGUCCCGCCACGGUGCACGGUGACGCACGACGUCCCCGCGGUGGUCUUCUCCACCGGUGGCUACAGCAGGAACUUCUACCACUCCAUGACCGACAUCGUCAUACCCCUCUACAACACGGCGCGGGAGUAUGACGGCCGCGUCCAGCUCGUCGCCACCGACUACAGCCGCGAGUGGGUCUCCAAGUACCGCCACGUCCUCGCCGCGCUCUCCGUCUACCCGGUCAUCGACUUCGAUGCCGACGACGCAGUGCGCUGCUUCCCGUCGGCGCAUAUCGGCAUCGAGAGCCACGAGGAGCUAGGGAUCAACCCGGCCCUGUCUCGCAAUGGGUACACGAUGCUGGACUUCCGGGACUUCCUCCAGUCAGCCUAUUCGUUGAAGCGCUCGCGAAUGACCCCCGCAAACCGGAGCUCCGAGCAGAAGCCCCGCCUCGUGAUUAUGCUGCGGCGGCACUCGAGGGCGAUCACCAACGAGGCGGAGGCCGUCGCGGCCGCAAGCGAGGCUGGGUUCGAGGUAGUGGCCGCCGGGCCGGAGGCAGUCCGGGACAUGGGCCAGUUCGCCGAAGUGGUGAACUCGUGCGACGUGAUGGUGGGCGUGCAUGGCGCUGGGCUCGCCAACAUGUUGUUCCUCCCGCACAACGGCACGGUGGUGCAGAUCAUCCCGUGGGGCGAGAUGAAGUGGCCGUGCUGGCACGAGUUCGGCCGUCCGGUGCCGGACAUGGGACUCCAGUACGCCGAGUACGAGGCUACGGCCGAGGAGACGACGCUCAAGGAGGUGUACCCAAGGGACCACGCCGUCUUCACCGACCCUUUGUCCAUACACAAACAGGGAUUCGGCAUGGUCUGGUCCAUCUUCCUCAACGGGCAGAACGUCACCCUUGACAUCGACCGCUUUAGAGGGCUCAUGCAGCAAAUCUACCAGUCUGUCACCAUCACAUAG
Messenger RNA from Lolium rigidum, 1671 nucleotides. Its product is annotated as beta-1,2-xylosyltransferase XYXT1-like. The record is from RefSeq and is a predicted model, not a curated record. NCBI's taxonomy places the organism in Eukaryota, Viridiplantae, Streptophyta, Magnoliopsida, Poales, Poaceae. Gene Ontology annotation, molecular function: glycosyltransferase activity. Bases 1 to 1671 code for a protein of 556 amino acids. The transcript has 6 exons.